Molecule: messenger RNA, 1218 nt
Organism: Trypanosoma grayi
Lineage: Eukaryota; Euglenozoa; Kinetoplastea; Trypanosomatida; Trypanosomatidae
Product: geranylgeranyltransferase type I beta subunit
Exons: 1
Coding region: 1-1218 (405 amino acids)
Biological process (GO): protein prenylation
Molecular function (GO): protein prenyltransferase activity
Source: RefSeq, a predicted model, not a curated record
AUGCUCCACCCUGUGGCCUCAGAACUUGAAGAUGAGGUGCUGCAGGUGUUGCAUGACCGCUUAGCCCAUUUGAGUUUCUUCGAUAGCCUUCGGCGGCGUGUGCCUGCUGUGGGAACCCAGGAGAUGCACCCGCAGCGAUUGCUCCUUCUCUACAUGGUCGUGGUGGGCAGCGACAUGCUUGGUGCGGAGUGGCUUGCUGGCGAUGGAGACUGCAACGCAGACAAGAAGAAUCUGUUGGCGGAGUUGCAACUCUGUUACAGUCCUGGCACAGGGGGGUUUCAUCCUGAGCCCGUGCUCGCGUACACUACGAGCGCCACGCUGACCAUGACACAGUGUGCUCUUCACGUUUUGAACACCUGUGGCACGCUCCAGAAGGCUUCCUCCGAAUGGCUCUGUAAAGACCGGGUCAUGUCGUUUGUUUUGUCGUGCCAAGUAGGAUACGAUUGCAGCCCGCUGGACGUAUCGUAUCGGGGCGCCUUCAAGGCAGCCCCUGCCAUUGCGGAGAUAGACCUCCGUUUCAGUUACUCUGCCCUCAUCACGAUGGCGUUGCUGUGUGCACCACUUCCAUUAUCCACUAUACCGUCCCUUCAGGGAGUCCUAGAGAAUGCUGUGGCGUUUAUCCAGCGCUGCUGGAACCCACACGAGGGCGGCUUUGGCGCUGUGCCGGGGGCCGAGUCACAUGGAGGCAUGACGUUCUGCGCGGUGGCCUCCCUGGCCCUCGCCGGCGCGAUGUCUUGGCUGACGCGCAGUCGCCGUCAUUCACUGCUGCGGUAUUGCACCGCCCGCGUGGCGGCGGGCCCUGGCGUGGAGAAGUUUGUGGGAGGUGUUGGGGCAAUACCGCCGCCUGUUGGAUAUCAGGGAAGGCCGCAGAAGGACUGCGAUACCUGUUAUGCACACUGGAUCGGCUCCACUCUCGGCAUCCUUCACGCCGAUGCCAUCGCCCUCGUGGAUCCGCUCCCCAUCGUGCGGUUCAUAAAUGCCUGCACCAACUGCAGAAAGGGUGGUAUUGCGAAGUGUAUUGACAUGAGCGCAGACGUGGUUCACUCCUGCCUGGGGCUUUCAGGCCUCCUUCAACACAUUCAACCCCUCAACACGCCACUCCUUCGGCCGCCGCACCCGGUGUACGGCUGUUCGUGGGUAACGGCACGCCAAACGGGGCUUCCGAAUCUCGUGGAUCCCGUGACACCAACUCUAUCAUCCUUUUAUGACGAUUCCUGA